Arachis duranensis is the source of this 949-nucleotide messenger RNA. RefSeq lists its product as uncharacterized. Lineage: Eukaryota; Viridiplantae; Streptophyta; Magnoliopsida; Fabales; Fabaceae. The record is from RefSeq and is a predicted model, not a curated record. Bases 82 to 747 code for a protein of 221 amino acids. The transcript is spliced from 2 exons.
UUUAAUUUUCUCAUCAAAGAUAUAUUGUUUCAAAUCUCAAACCAAAUCUGUGAUUUCACUGAAAACAUAUCAACAAGCAUAAUGUCAGGCUGGUCAGCUGAAAAUGCCAAGAGAGCUUAUCUUCAAGCACUCAAAAUGGCCAAAAGGGGCAAAGAACCUGAUGUAUCUGAGUUCAUAUCUGCAUUGGCAGCAGGGAAGAAUGCAACAUUCAUGGUGGCAGUUUGCGCCGGCACGGCCGGCUCCACCACGCUAGCACUGGCUGCGGCCGCCCAUCAAACAGGCGGCCGAGUGGUGUGCAUUUGUCCCGGCUCGAAUGAGCAAGAUGGAUCAAGAAAAGCACUAGGAGUUUAUGGAGACUCUGUUGAGUUUGUUGUGGGAGAUGCAAGAACCCUUUUGUUAGGUGAAUACAAAGGCUCUGAUUUUGUGCUUAUAGAUUGUGACAUCACAAAUGCAAGAGAGGCUUUUAUGGCUGCAUUCAAAGGGGCAAAGAAAGAUGGUGCAAUUGUUGUUGGAUACAAUGUGAGGCAUAGAGCUUCAAAAUGGAGACAAAUGAAGGGUUCUUUUUUGCCUAUUGGAGAAGGGUUGCUUGUUACAAAAGUAGAUUCAAAUAGUAUAGUUAAGAGUCAUGAUGAGAAGGUUGAACAAAGAAGGAAGAGCCAUUGGAUUGUUCAAGUUGAUAAGUGCACUGGGGAGGAACAUAUUUUUAGAGUUACCUCUCCUAACAGAAAAUUACAGAUUGAAGUUUGAGGAUUCAAUCUUAACACAUAAUGCAAAGAUGCUAAAUGAGUAGAGAUAGAGUGAAAAUCUGUCCACAUAUUUUCUCAUCUUUGUAUUUGUAUUUUUUUUUUCUUUAAAUAAGUUUGUGUCUUUUAAUAUUUAUGAUUAGUUGAUUUAGAAUUGUAAAGUAGAAAAAGAGCUUCUUGCUCUUAAAUUGCAUCUUAUUUGUAUU